Messenger RNA from Gregarina niphandrodes, 1272 nucleotides. Its product is annotated as putative transmembrane protein. Lineage: Eukaryota; Apicomplexa; Conoidasida; Eugregarinorida; Gregarinidae. Gene Ontology annotation, biological process: nuclear membrane organization. Gene Ontology annotation, cellular component: nuclear inner membrane. The transcript has a single exon. The record is from RefSeq and is a predicted model, not a curated record. The coding region runs from base 1 to 1272 and encodes 423 amino acids.
AUGACGUCCUCGAGUAAGAAGGGCUUUACAAAACAAAUUGCGAUUGACGUAGAAGAUAAUUUAGUGAAGCCACCGUUGUCGCCACAUAGCGUCAACCUCGGACUAUUGGUGUUUUUGACAGUUGCCUGGGUGUUUUCCUUUAUACUGUCCGCGUCGACAUUGACAAGUAGCGCAUAUGUUCGCUGGAAGACAUACGAUCUGCAUAAUAAUGUAACUGCCGUUUCUUGCGUUCCGGAUCCUAUUAAUGACUUUGCUAUUAUUCACAUUGAUUGUCCUAUCAAGUCUAAGCACCCAUUCAAACCGCCUUCUGAGUUCAGCAGUAACUUACCGGAGUUCGAAGGAGUAUUUUAUGACAUGAUGGUUGAAAUGUAUCAGGCACACUUCUCGCGGUUUUCUGUUGGCGGGAACGGAGAAUGGUAUGACCAUCUCCUGGACGGAGGAACAAUUGAUUAUUUUCCUGCAGUGCCCGGUUCCGGACGAAGUUUUGCACCUGAUGUCUAUGCUGGUGGCUUCAAGAUCGACACUGAGAGCUUAAACGCUUUCCACGGGAAGAAGCAGCUGCCGUUGCAUGACGACGGGGUCUACGACCCGUCCCCGCAGAGGCCGCCCCCAAAGAUUUCUAAUCGAAACACACGUGUGUACGAGAAUACUUUGUAUACAGGCGAUCCCUUCAGGCCCCGACUCGGCGAUGUUCGGAUAACAUUUUAUGGGUCUGCUGCCACCCACGUGUCUCUAAUUGGGGUACAGGAGCCGAGCUCCUACCUUUGGCAGUUUCUUCCGCACCGCCGAAUAACCGGUUUCAGAGACGUCUUUGCUCCAGAGGGCAUGGAUGAGCACCAUCUAAUCAUCCGUGAGGGCGACUACACUUCGGAUGAGCUUAUUCGAGCAUACGAACGACAAAAUAACGCAUUCCAUUCCAUCCAUUGGUGGUCUUUGGCAAUUUUCGGAUUCACCACAGCCUUGCUCGCGGUAUGCGCACUACGGAAGUGGCGGCACAACAGCCAAGCCGCCAGACAGCCUCUGGUACUUACCGCACUCGUCGGCGUUCUCAUUGCCCUCGGUACAGUCUUGUUCGUGGCCAGUGUACCGAACAUGUUUGGUAUGUGGUAUCUUGGGGCGGUUCAGGCAUUGGCCGGACUUCUGGUAUUGGCCGCAGCCGGCUGGAUGGAUCAGCGAGCCACCGAAGGUUUGCAGUACCUUCCACUUCGACAUGUUCCGGUCAUGAAGCAAUCAUCCCAAACGAAACCGCAGUCAGCCUACGUCGCAAUUUAG